Messenger RNA from Myripristis murdjan (pinecone soldierfish), 1234 nucleotides. It is a transcript of the gene ptgdsb.1, whose product is annotated as prostaglandin D2 synthase b, tandem duplicate 1. The record is from RefSeq and is a predicted model, not a curated record. Gene Ontology annotation, molecular function: small molecule binding. The transcript is spliced from 6 exons. Bases 42 to 593 code for a protein of 183 amino acids. Lineage: Eukaryota; Metazoa; Chordata; Actinopteri; Holocentriformes; Holocentridae.
CACACACCGGCAGAGACGCUCCGACACCUCAAGGAGAAGCCAUGAGGAACACACUGCUGAGGAUGCUGGCCACUCUGCUGUGCGCACUGGCCGCUUGUGCUGACAUCAUGCCCGUCAAAGACUUCAACCUGGAGCAGAUGGUUGGCAAGUGGUACAUGGUUGGCUUUGCCACCAACGCUCAGUGGUUUGUGAACCAUAAGGCAGGGAUGAAGAUGGGCACUGCCGUGCUGGUGCCAACCCCUGGAGGAGACCUCGACCUGUCUUACGCCAACCUGAAUGCUGAUGGUAGCUGCUGGAGAAUGACUCACCUGGCUAAGAAGACCGAGACUCCUGGACGCUUCACCUUCCGCAGCCAAGCUUGGAACAAUGACAACGACAUGCGCAUUGUGGAGGUGGUGUAUGACAGCUACGCCCUUGUCCACACGAUCAAGACCAAGGAUGGCGUGUCUGAGGUGCUCAACAAGCUUUACACUCGCAGCCCUGAGGUGAGUCCUGACCUGCAGCAGAUGUUCACAAAGUUCUCCCUUGAAACUGGCAUCAACUCCGACAACAUCGUCAUCCUGCCUAAGAACGCUGAGUGUCCCGAAGCCUGAGGUCCUCCUCCUGAGCUCCUCUGUCCUCCAGCUGUCCCUCUGAGGUCUCAGCCUGUCAUCUCCCAACGGGUGUUUUUCCCCCUCGCUGGGUCUCCUCUGCAGCAUCUCAAAGCUACACCUGAGAAAACGAAGCUUAACUCAACUAUUUCUCUCAAAUUCUUGCUGCCUACUGCACCAAAGACCAAUCCUAAUCUUAAUUUAACCCUGUGUCUCUCCAGCUCUGGCUUUAACUGAGGCAUUAGAAUGACAGAAUAUAGGGUUGAUAGUGGGACAAAGAGAAAGACAAGGAAUAGAUGAGACUGUGACUAUUCCUCACACUCCGCCAAACGCAGCAAUGGAUGGACUAAAUUGCCAUACUGGACGUGCAUACCCUGCCCUACCCACCUCUGAUUGGUUAGUAAUCAUUGCCUUCGGUUGAGGUUAGGGUUCACGUUGGGUUGUGGUUAGGGUUAGUCAAUCAGAAGCAGAAUAAGGGCAAGUCUUCUUGUGACAGGCAUGUCCAGUAUGUCCAUUUAGUCUCUCCCAGUGCAGCUUCCAUACCAGCCUUCACAUUUUGUACAUGAAUGUCUGUUUUUUAACUGCUGUUUUCUUUUGUUAUGAUAUUUUUUUUUUUGCUGAAAUAAACCUUCAAAUACUUUUGA